Ahaetulla prasina is the source of this 1475-nucleotide messenger RNA. It is a transcript of the gene GPR4, whose product is annotated as G protein-coupled receptor 4. Gene Ontology annotation, molecular function: G protein-coupled receptor activity. Lineage: Eukaryota; Metazoa; Chordata; Lepidosauria; Squamata; Colubridae. The record is from RefSeq and is a predicted model, not a curated record. The transcript is spliced from 2 exons. Gene Ontology annotation, biological process: G protein-coupled receptor signaling pathway. The coding region runs from base 352 to 1464 and encodes 370 amino acids. Gene Ontology annotation, cellular component: membrane.
CGAUGGAAGCCGGGCAAGAUCCCCCGCCGGCGGCGUGAGCGCCUGCCCCGCGUCCCCGGGAGAAACCCCCCGACCCCGCCGGUGUAGGAGGCGGCAGCGGCGACCUUCCCGGGAAAGCCUCAACCGUGUGAAAAGCCAGGAAGGGCCAUGGGGCGAUAGGCCAACCCCGGAGGUCAGAGGGAUGGCAGCGUAAGCAAGGCCGUUUAGAGGGCGAUGAUGGAGACCCUUCCUCAUGGCAGCUCCAGGAACCUCCUUCUGGCAGCCUGUGUGGUUCUCUGGAACCACACCCAGCCAAGCAAACUCCUGCUGUGAGCGAGGAUCCAGGAAGACGCCCCCCUCCCACCCCCCAGGAUGUGCAACACGAGCCAAGCCAGCUGGAGCUGCCCUGUGGACUCCAGGAUAGACCACCUCUUCCCGCCCACCUUGUACAUCAUCGUCAUCACGGUGGGGCUGCCAACCAACUGCAUGGCCCUCUGGGCGGCCUACCUGCAGGUCCGGCAGAAGAACGAGCUGGGCGUCUACCUGAUGAACCUGUCCAUCGCGGACCUGCUCUACAUCGCCACGCUGCCCCUCUGGAUCGACUACUUCCUCCACUACGACAACUGGAUCCACGGGCAGGAAUCCUGCAAGCUCUUCGGGUUCAUCUUCUACACCAACAUUUACAUCAGCAUCGCCUUCCUCUGCUGCAUCUCGGUGGACCGCUACCUGGCUGUGGCCCAUCCGCUGCGCUUCGCCAAGUUCCGGAGGGUCAAGACGGCAGUGGCCGUCAGCGCGGUGGUGUGGACCAUCGAGAUUGGGGCCAACUCUGCCCCCCUGUUCCACAACGAGCUCUUCCACGACCGCUACAACCACACCUUCUGCUUCGAGAAGUACCCCAUGGAGGAGUGGGUGGCCUGGAUGAACCUCUACCGGGUCUUCCUGGGCUUCCUCUUCCCCUGGGUGCUGAUGCUCUUCUCCUACCAGGGCAUCCUGCGGGCCGUGCGCGGCAACGUCUCCACGGAGAAGCAGGAGAAGGCAAAGAUCAAGCGCCUCUCGCUCAGCCUGAUCGCCAUCCUGCUCAUCUGCUUUGCCCCCUACCACCUCAUCCUGCUCUCCCGCAGCACCGUCUACCUGAGCAAGCCGGGUGACUGCAGCUUUGAGGAGAAGGUCUUUGUGGCUUAUCACACCUCCCUGGCCUUCACCAGCUUGAACUGCGUGGCCGACCCCAUCCUCUACUGCUUCGCCAACGAAGGCGCCCGGAGCGACGUGGCCAAGGCCCUCUCCACCUUGGUGCGCUUCCUCACCAGCUCCAAGCCCCAGGAGAUGGCCAGCGCCUCGCUCACCCUCGACACCCCUCUGUCCACCAAGAAGAGCGUCUUCUGCCGGCAGCCCCUGGCCUUCCCGCUGCCCCCCUCCUCACAGGCCGGUGGGCUGGGGAUGGGAGACGAGGAUCUCCACAUGAAGAUCCUGACUUUUAACCGGUGACUGUUCCUGGG